Rubroshorea leprosula is the source of this 2669-nucleotide messenger RNA. The record is from the annotation of a GenBank genome assembly. Lineage: Eukaryota; Viridiplantae; Streptophyta; Magnoliopsida; Malvales; Dipterocarpaceae.
AACUUUUGUUCUUCCUCGGCUAAGUUUUCUUCUAAUUGCAGUUUUUGCCAGCUUCAGGUGAAUGUCCCGGAUUCCUGUUCUACUUCCUGGCUCAGUUCAAGUGCAACACUUUAGUUUAAAGCAGAGCAUCCAGUCAAGUGCUUGGAUCGUUUGGCAUGUGUUUGAGUUUUUGGAGAACUAGUUAUACACCUGGAAUAAAAAGGUGACAGAGAAUAUGAAUCAAAAUGUAUUGAAGGCUGUUCAAGCAACUCGAGUUGCUGAGAAAAUGAUGAGUCGUAAUGAUUAUUCUGGUGCCAGGGACCACUUACUCAAAGCACAAGAGCUUUUUCCAGAGAUUGAAAAAAUCAAUUCCAUGUUGACCGUAUGUGAUAUACUAUCAAAACGAGUUGCUGAGAAAAUAAUGAUUCAUCAAGAUUAUGCUGGUGCCAGGGAAAAUUUACUCAAAGUACGAGAGCUUUUUCCAGGGAUUGAAAAAAUCAAUUCCAUGUUGACUGUGUGUGAUAUUCUAUCAUCUGUGAGUGUUCAAGUUGGUGGUGGAACUGACUAUUACCAGAUCCUUCAGCUUACACCUGCUUCUACAUUGGAUGAUAUUAGAUGUCAGCACCAGAAACUUUACUCCGUGUUGCAAUCCAUCAGGAGUACCUUCCCAGGUACAGAAUUGGCACUGAAACUCAUAGAGGAUGCACUAGUCACACUUUCAGGCAAGAAAACUCCUGAAUUUGAUUCCAAAAGAAGUGAAGGUUUUGAGGAUUGUAAUGCUUUCAAAGUCCAGGAAUCAUUGCACCAAAGCACCUCAGACAAGAAAAUUGUAACCAGUGCUCAAAACUCCUCCAAAUAUAGAGGGGAUUCUUAUAGAAGCAUUUCAAACGGAAAUAAGAGAACAGAAGAGAUGUCUUCAAAAUCUAUUGAAAAUCCUUCGAGGAAAAGGCUAAAUUUUGAAGAUGAUGACAACCGAAACAAUAAAGCUGUUAUUAAGGAACCCAGUAAGUCUUCCGCUGACAAUCUGAUUUCCACUGGUAGGACAACACUCAUAGCAGACUUAGAUGUGUCUUCAAAUAGAACAGACUUGUGCAUAGCAUCUCAAUCAACCUUCAUGGAGGGCAAUGCAUCUUUACCAAAAGAUUUAGUGAAGAAAAGACGUAAUCAGGACUUCUAUAACUUUGAGAAUGAUAGGAAACCUGAUCAUGUUAAGGCUGGUCAAAUCUGGGCAACUUAUUAUAAAGCAAAUUUGCAGCAUAGUUACUGCUAUGCUCGAAUAGAUAUGAAAUCAAAAUUAUCAAUUUCUGUUACAUGGUUGAAACCAAUUCCUGUUACUCCUUCUGAGAGAAGAUGGUGCGAUGCUGGCCUGCCUGUUGCUUGUGGACUGUUUGAGUUGAAUCUAGAGAUGAAAGAUGAGAUAAGAUGGCCAAUGGUUUCAUUCUACAAAUGCUCCUGGAUUCAAGGUAUAACAGGAGAACAAUUUGACAUAUACCCGAAAAGAGGAGAGAUUUGGGCACUUUACAAGGACUGGAGGGGCCUUGAUGAUUGGAUUUCAAACCUGAAUGCUGCAAAAGGACACAGAUUGUUGGUGGUAGAGAUCAUCUCAGAGUUCUCAAAAUAUUCAGGUGCAGAUGUGGCUUGCAUGGCAAAGGUCAAUGGUUUCAACAGUAUCUUUGCAAGGCAGACAAUUGAAGGAAAUCCAGUUACUUUUCAUAUCUCCCCUAGUGACUUCUAUGGGUUCUCGCAUCUUAUCCCAGCAUAUAGGUUCAGUGGUGGAGAGAUUGAGAAUGUUGUUCGUGGAAUGUUCGAGCUUGACCAGAUGGCCUUACCAGAUGAUAUGAUUCAAGAUAUUGCUAACCAAAAGGCACCCAUCAAUAUUGAAAGCAUUUCAGCCAGCAUGAAGCCAGAGAACAGACUUUUGACGCCUGUAUUGCCUCAGCAACAGUUUGAAACAGGUCAGGUAUGGGCAAUAUACUGUGGAAAGGAUUGUAUGCCUCAUAAAUAUGUUAGAAUAGAUGACAGAAUUUCAGAGAGCCAAGUGCGUGUAAUGCUGUUAGAACCCUUGAUGGGCCUGGAACAUGAGAUUCAAUGGGAGAAACAAAAUCUUCCAAUUACUUGUGGGGUGUUUGAGGUGAGUGGAACCAGUGUGAAUGUUCAAGUUUCAUUGUUCUCCUAUUUAGUUCAGUACCAACAAAGUCCAUGUGGGAAUUUCUACAGGAUUUGCCCACUAAAAGGUGAGAUAUGGGCAAUGUACAAAAAUUGGGAUAUCAGGUGGAAGCAGCAUGACCAUGAAAGUUACCAAACCCAGAUUGUUGAAGUUGUAUCAGAUUAUUCAGAAAGAGAUGGUGUAAGCAUUGCUAGGCUGGGAGAGGUGAAAGGUUGCCUUACUUUCUUUCAGAGAUUACAAUAUGAUGGGUUUGAUCUAACUCAGGUGGUUUGCAGAGAAGAUAUGCUAAGUUUCUCCCACCGCAUUCCAGCUUUUAGGGUGCCGGGAAUUGGUGAAUAUGGCAUACCUGAAAAUUCAUGGCAUUUGGAACCAGAUGCACUGCCUCCAAAAUGAAGAAACUGAUUCUGCAUGUAACUAGAUGUAUGGUGUUGUAUGCAUGCAGGAUCCAUAUUUUCUAGAAACCUUCCAAACUGGUGACAACAAAGGUAUAGUCUAUCGACCAUGAUAAAUUCUUAUAUUUUGC